AUGGCAGCCGAACGAAUCCCCAUCGAAAAGUACGAUCAAGCCUUCGGUCCAACAAACAUCGACCUCAUCUCCGCCCCCCUUGGCGGUAAGAUCAUCGCUUUCUCCGACGAGUUCUUCGCCGCCGCCGAGAACCUGAUCCAAUCUCACCCCCCUAUCAGACGUGCCGGAUACUAUGUCGAGACAGGAGCCUGGUUCGACGGCUGGGAAACCCGCAGACACAACCCAAACCCAACAGACUGGGUCAUAAUCCGCCUCGGCGUCUCCUCCGGCCUCGUGACAGGCACCGAAAUCGACACAGCCUAUUUCUCCGGAAACCAAGCCCCCGCCGUCUCGAUCGAAGGCUGUUCUCUCCCUCUCGGGACUGAUCCCGUUCCCGGGGACUCCACGGUCUGGAGUCCAAUUCUUGACGAAAUUGAAUGUGAACCGUCCACGAGGCAUUUGUUGAAGUUAGUGGAUCCACCGAGGGAGGCGUUUACCCAUGUCAGAUUGCAUCAACACCCCGAUGGCGGUAUCGCGCGGUUCCGGCUUUACGGGUCGCCUAUCCCCGUUUUUCCUGAGGACUUUGCGAGUAUCAUUGACCUCGCGCACGUCUCAUACGGUGGUCUCGCAGUCUCGUGCUCUGACCAGCAUUUCGGCAGAAAAGAAAAUUUGCUGUUACCCGGUCGUGGUAAAGACAUGGGUGAUGGGUGGGAGACGAAGCGGUCGAGAGGCGCGGAGCACGUAGACUGGGUCAUCGUCAAACUCGGUCACACCGCCGAAAUUGACUCGAUCGAAAUCGAUACCGCCCAUUUCCGUGGUAACUUCCCACAAGCAGCGUAUAUCCUCGCUUGUUCCUCCCCUCACGUCAUACCCGCCGAAGACACGGAAUGGAUUGAGGUUUUGGGGAAACAGAAACUGAGUGCGGAUAAGCAGCAUGUAUUUGGGGAUGAGUUGAGAAGUGUGGAGGGGGUGGGGUAUACGCAUGUCAAGUUGGUUAUUGUGCCGGAUGGGGGGGUGAAGCGGUUUCGGGUUUACGGGAGGAGGAGCAUGUAG
Messenger RNA from Saitoella complicata NRRL Y-17804, 1032 nucleotides. RefSeq names its product Allantoicase. NCBI's taxonomy places the organism in Eukaryota, Fungi, Ascomycota, Saitoellomycetes, Saitoellales, Saitoellaceae. The coding region runs from base 1 to 1032 and encodes 343 amino acids. Gene Ontology annotation, biological process: allantoin catabolic process. The record is from RefSeq and is a predicted model, not a curated record. The transcript has 3 exons. Gene Ontology annotation, molecular function: allantoicase activity.